Molecule: messenger RNA, 4894 nt
Organism: Cyprinodon variegatus (sheepshead minnow)
Lineage: Eukaryota; Metazoa; Chordata; Actinopteri; Cyprinodontiformes; Cyprinodontidae
Gene: atp8b2
Product: ATPase, aminophospholipid transporter, class I, type 8B, member 2
Exons: 29
Coding region: 111-4178 (1355 amino acids)
Biological process (GO): phospholipid translocation; Golgi organization
Cellular component (GO): plasma membrane
Molecular function (GO): ATP binding; magnesium ion binding; ATP hydrolysis activity
Source: RefSeq, a predicted model, not a curated record
GCUUCUUCACCUCAUCCGCCCGGGGUCUAGUUUAUUAUCCAUGAGGCUCUAACGGCGCGCCUUUUCAGAUAACCCCAUCCCCUAAAAAAAAAAAAAAAAAACACCAAAAGAUGACUGUCCUGAAAGACAUCCCGGAAAAAUGGUUUCCAGUGGUUCUCCCGAUCCAGAAAAAGAAAAAGACUGGAUUUGGUGGAAAACAAUCUAAAAAGAAGCGGACAGAGGAGGAGAGAAAGGUCAAAGCCAAUGACAGAGAACACAAUGAAAAGUUUCAGUAUGCGAGUAAUUGCAUUAUGACAUCAAAGUACAACAUCCUCACCUUCCUGCCUGUCAACCUGUUUGAGCAGUUUCAGGAAGUAGCCAACACUUACUUCCUUUUCCUCCUCAUCCUCCAGUUGAUACCUCAGAUCUCUUCCCUCUCCUGGUUCACUACCAUUGUGCCUUUGGCUCUUGUGCUAAGCAUCACUGCAGUGAAGGAUGCCACAGAUGACUAUUUUCGCCACAAGAGCGACAACCAAGUUAACAACCGUCAGUCUCAGGUUCUCAUCCGAGGCUCACUGCAGAAUGAAAAGUGGAUGAACGUUAAAGUGGGCGAUAUCAUUAAACUGGAAAACAACCAGUUUGUGGCAGCUGACCUGCUCCUGUUAUCGAGUACUGAACCUCACGGCCUGUGUUACAUCGAGACAGCCGAGCUUGACGGAGAAACAAAUAUGAAGGUGCGCCAGUCUGUGUCAGUGACGGCUGAGCUCGGCGAUCCGAACAACCUGGUGUCCUUUGAUGGUGAAGUGGUUUGUGAGCCCCCCAACAACAAACUGGAUCGGUUCUGUGGGACUCUGUACUGGCAUGACAAGAAAUACCCUCUGAGCAACCAGAACAUGCUGCUUCGAGGUUGCGUCCUCCGCAACACCGAGGCCUGCUACGGCCUGGUCAUCUUUGCAGGUCCUGACACCAAGCUAAUGCAGAACAGUGGUCGCACCAAGUUUAAACGUACCAGCAUCGACCGCUUGAUGAACACAUUGGUCCUCUGGAUCUUUGGUUUCCUGGUGUGUAUGGGUCUGAUCUUGGCUGUGGGCAAUGCAGUGUGGGAGCAAGAGGUGGGGUCGUUGUUUCAGAGCUACCUGCCCUGGGACCCUCCUGUGGACAACUUUCUGUUCUCAGCCUUCCUGUCCUUCUGGUCCUACAUAAUCAUUCUUAACACAGUCGUGCCUAUUUCGUUAUACGUCAGUGUGGAGGUGAUCAGGUUGGGCCACAGCUACUUCAUCAACUGGGACCGGCGGAUGUUUUGCUCACAAUGCAAUACAGCAGCUGAGGCCAGGACCACCACUCUGAAUGAAGAGCUAGGACAGGUUGAAUACAUCUUCAGUGAUAAAACUGGAACUCUAACUCAGAACAUUAUGAGCUUUAAUAAGUGCUCAAUCUAUGGUCAAACUUAUGGUGAAGUCAUGGAUACAUUAGGAAAAAAGCCAAAGAGGCUGGAUUUCACUCCUUUUAACCCGCUGGCAGACCCGGAUUUUAGAUUCUACGACGAAAAGCUGCUGGAGUCGGUGAAAGUGGGGGAUUCACACACUCAUGAGUUUUUCCGCCUGCUUUCUCUCUGUCACACAGUUAUGAGUGAGGAGAAAAGUGAAGGGGAGCUGGUCUAUAAGGCUCAGUCUCCAGAUGAGGGCGCUCUUGUGACAGCAGCUCGAAACUUUGGAUUUGUGUUUCGCUCUCGAACACCUGGGACGAUCACUACAACUGAGAUGGGUAGAACCGUCGUCUACUCACUGCUUGCCAUACUGGACUUCAACAACAUUCGCAAGAGGAUGUCUGUCAUAGUGCGUAACCCAGAAGGAAAGAUCCGUCUGUACUGUAAAGGAGCUGACACAGUGGUGUUAGAGAGGCUCCACUCCUGCAACCAGGAACUGAUAAGCAUCACCUCAGACCACCUUAAUGAGUAUGCAGCUGAUGGGUUACGGACACUCGCCCUUGCCUACAGGGAGCUCUCUGAGGACGAGUGGGAGGCCUGGUCAGAGAGUCACCGCUGUGCAGAUAAGGCCACUGACUGUAGGGAGGACAGGCUGGCUGCAGCAUAUGACAAGAUAGAGCAAGAUAUGAUGCUCCUAGGUGCCACAGCUAUAGAGGACAAACUGCAGGAAGGAGUCCAAGAGACUAUAGCUCUCCUUUCUCUAGCCAACAUCAAAAUAUGGGUUUUAACUGGAGACAAGCAGGAAACAGCGGUCAACAUAGGCUACUCCUGCAAAAUGCUGACAGAUGACAUGACUGAGGUGUUCAUCAUCAGUGGACACACUGUUCAGAGUGUUCGGCAGGAACUCAGGAGGGCGAGGGAGAGGAUGAUUGAGCUGUCGCGUGCUAAAGAUGAAGGGACAAAGGGCUGGGCUGAGGCACGCUUCAUGGGUAACGGGUUGAAAGAUGGGCAAGAAAAAGAUGGUAGAACAGGAGAAGGAUCGAAACAGCUUAAUUCUCCCUGUGGCGACAUGGACAACAUCUCAGGGGAGUUUGCCCUCAUUAUCAGUGGCCAUAGUUUGGCCCAUGCACUGGAAGCAGACAUGGAGUCAGAGUUUGUGUUGACGGCGUGUGCAUGCAAGGCAGUUAUCUGCUGCAGAGUCACACCGCUGCAGAAAGCUCAGGUGGUGGAGCUUAUCAAGAAACAUAAGAAUGCCGUCACUUUGGCUAUUGGAGAUGGCGCCAACGAUGUCAGCAUGAUCAAAAGUGCUCAUAUUGGAGUUGGUAUCUCGGGCCAGGAGGGGAUCCAGGCGGUGUUAGCCAGCGACUACUCUUUCGCCCAGUUCCGCUUCCUGCAGCGCCUCCUGCUGGUCCACGGGCGCUGGUCCUACCUGCGCAUGUGCCGUUUCCUCUGCUACUUCUUCUACAAGAACUUUGCCUUUACCAUGGUGCACUUCUGGUUCGGCUUCUUCUGUGGAUUCUCAGCCCAGACGGUGUAUGAUCAGUACUUCAUCACACUCUACAACAUUGUGUACACCUCCCUCCCCGUGCUGGCCAUGGGGGUUUUUGACCAGGAUGUUCCAGAUCACAGAAGUCUGGAGUAUCCGAAGUUGUAUGAGCCCGGGCAGCUCAACCUCCUAUUUAACAAGAAGGAGUUUUUCAUCUGCAUCGCCCAGGGCAUCUACACUUCAGUGGUGCUUUUUUUCGUGCCCUACGCCGUUCUGUCCAAUGCCACACAGAUCAACGGCGUGCCCCUCGCCGACUACCAGACAUUUGCAGUCACGACGGCGACAGCCCUUGUUAUUGUUGUCAGUGUGCAGAUUGCUCUAGAUACAGGCUUCUGGACCAUUUUUAACCACAUGUUCGUUUGGGGCUCUGUGGGUUCCUAUUUCACCAUCAUGUUCGCGCUGCACAGUCAGACACUCUUCAGGAUCUUUCCCAACCAGUUCCACUUCGUAGGUAGUGCGCAGAACACACUAUUGCAGCCAGUUGUGUGGUUAACUAUUGCACUAGCAACUGCAAUAUGCGUAGUUCCAGUUUUGGCAUUCCGCUUCCUCAAGCUGGACCUCAAGCCUCAGCUGUCAGACACGGUGCGUUAUACUCAAUUGGUGAGGCAGAAAAGGCGUAAACCUGGAGGUCGCAGCAUGGGAGGAGCCUGGCGUGGCACAGGCAGCGUCUCUGAGGGCCGCCUCGGUGCCCGAGGUGGUUCAAGGAGGUCAGGCUAUGCCUUCUCCCACCAGGAAGGCUUUGGAGAGCUGAUCACCUCUGGAAAAAACAUGAGGCUUUCCUCCUUGGCCUUAGCCAAUUUUGCCUCCAAACACAGCUCUAGCUGGAUCGAAACACUUCGGAGGAAGAAGAAUACUCACACUCCGCCAAACACCUCUGGGGAGUGCAGCCCAGCACCCAGUAACAUGUCUGGGACGGGUCCAGCUCUAUCAAACUCUUCCUCUGUUUUGGGGGGCUCACAAGAAACGUCAAUCGAGGAGGAAAGCAACACAGCAGUUGAGCUGUCUUCAUCAUCACAUCCAGCGACCUUGGAAGUGAAUGAAUCCAAGGCCUCUGCUCCCGACAGCUCUACUUCUGCUGCAGCAACAACAGACUCAUCCGGAGGCUGGACUCUCUCUCUAGAGACUGUGCAGGAGACUCCUUUUGAUCAAAGGGGCUUUGCCAGGGCCUCCUACAGCUCAGACCCGCCGUGUGAUGCCAGAGAACUCCCCCACCCCCACACUAAAUAAAACUCAUGCAUAAAUAGUUGCAUGGUGUUUUUUUUUCUGGAUCCAUGCAAUGACUGAUAGAUAUAGAAACAUAACCACAGAGUUCUUGUCUCAAAAUAUCACACAAGAGGAAGCGACUUAUUCUAAUGAUCUUGACCUUCCCAUCAGUAAUUCUGUGAUUUUUAUAAUAAAAUUUGAAAUGUUUAAUAUGUUCCAGAAGCAGAUGGUGGUAAACCAAGCUAUUAAUCACGUUUCUCGGACAUUUUGCACAUGCUUUACAUUUAAAGAUGACUCGCUGAAUGAAUGAGAGACAGAAAAGGUGCUGGCAUUACAAUCGAUGAAAGCCUUCUCUGUUCAAAAAUGUGUUCUUAAUAGUUCUCAGUGAGAACGGUAUUUCUUUUAGACAAAAGUCUGUUUUAACAUUUGUUAUUUUUUCAUACUGAGCUGCUGUCUUACUAAUUUGUACCUAUUUUUUUGCAUCAUAUUGAUGUGUUAUAAAGGCCUGGUUGAGUUGCACCUUCAAAUAAGCAUUUAGUGCUUUUGAUUUUACAGUUAGGCCUUGGUUUUGAUAAAGGCUCCUUCUUUUCUUCUUUUGAUGUCCCUCUUUAAAUAGCUGAAUGAAUAAGGCAAACUUACUGUUUACUUUAGGUCAGACCUGGGCAGAGUGCAAAGAGGCUGUGUGGAGGUGCAAGAAUAGAUGAAGUCGUUUUAACUUUCUUCCAACUUUCUGUUGUAAA